Messenger RNA from Malaclemys terrapin pileata, 17020 nucleotides. Its product is annotated as KIAA1549 ortholog. The record is from RefSeq and is a predicted model, not a curated record. The coding region runs from base 126 to 6164 and encodes 2012 amino acids. Lineage: Eukaryota; Metazoa; Chordata; Testudines; Emydidae. The transcript is spliced from 20 exons.
CCCCCUCCCCCCCCCCCCGCCUGUGCCCCCCUCGCCCUACACCGGCCCUGCGGUGGGCAGCUGCCCUGGUUAUCUUGGGGGGACAGGGGGCGCUGCAGCCCACGCACGUGAGCCCUGCGGGGUGGAUGUGCCGAGGAGGAGGCGCCGAGCCAGCCCAGCCUUGGCUUUCGGGGGAUGCCCAGCAGGGCAGCGAUGACUUGAGGCUGCGCUUUGCCAUGGAUGGGAUGACAUGCUCCAUGGUUGCUUUGGUGACGCUGGUGUUCUGGUGCCCGGGUCAGCCUGGGUGCAUCGCCCGCCGCCCGGCCCUGCGAACGGGUCUCCCGGUGCUGCUGCCUCUGCUGCUGUCCGUGCCGGCCUUCCUGGGCUCCCCGAUGGCAGAUGGUGUAUCCUUGGAGAAGCAAAAUCUUUCCUUACUCUCAGUGGGAUCUAAACUACAUCGAAGUACAGUGAGCAGCAUAGCACACAUGGCCUUAACACAAAGCACAGUACAACCCCAGGAAAAAGAUUUUCUUCAUGUGGUUUUAUCAUCACUUACCACUCCCUUUGAUAUGACUUUAUUUGACCAAGAAAGAAUGAGCAGAAGUUCAGAAGGAAGAACUAUGCCUGUGGGAGAUGUCACAGUAACUAGCAAUGAAGCAUUUUUAAGUGACGAUGGAUUGAUUAGCUCCUUUCCGAAUGAACAGUGGACUCCUUCACUAAAGUCUAUUACAGUGGAGUAUCAUUCAGAUAAUUCAGUAGAGCCACCAAGAGAAACCUUAGAAACUGUGUUGCUAAAACCUUCAUUAUCUGUCCUUUUGUUGCCAUAUGACGAAAUGAAAACAGCACAACAAAUGACAACAUCACGUGCUGCCUCUGGUCACAGUCGUGCUUUCACACAAUUGAAGCCUUUUGCUCCAGAUGGUAUAAUUCCGACUACAAGCAGAGACUUGCUAUUGUACCCCACAAAUACAGAUAUUUAUUUAAGUUCCACUACAUCAGAGGUGGUGGUUGGACUGGUGGGAAAUGUAGAUGGAAGCUAUGCAUCUAGUUCAGACUCCUCACUGUUUUUGCCUUUUGAUACUACUUCAGAAGGGUCCUCUGUUCUUACAAGACAGCUGAAUGAGGAUAGCCAACUUAACCCAGAUGCUUUGGCAAAAAGUACUGAUCAAUACACUGAAGCUUACCCUGAUGUGAAUAGGGAUGCAACAGAAACUUUGGAUCUAAGGGCCUAUUCUGUUGCAAGCAUUUCUAGGGCAGCACCUUUUUUGGUAACCAGCAUGGAGCCUGCUUUGUUUUCAAUUAGUCUUCCAUAUGUGUCUUUCCCAGUUCACUCAGCUGCUGGUUCCACUGACUCUGAUACUUUUGUUACUGAUGACUUGUUUACACAUGUGUUUUCCCAUAAAUCCUCCAGUACAACACCAAAUUUGCCUGGCAAUUUAGAAAUACCAAGUCAAGUUGAGCUCUUCAAUGAGUUCAUAAGCCCAGUGCCUUUCACUAGACCAUAUGCUUCAUGUUCGUACUGUGACUUUGCCUCAGUUCCACCGGAACAAGUCUUUUCAGCAGGACUCACAGAACAUGAUGUUGGUUCAGGUGAUUAUAUUGAAACAUUGUCCUUCACAGCCUCUGAGGAAAAAGGCAUUACACCACUUACAACUGUGGUUACUGACUUGUAUGAGCUGGAGGAGUCAACUCCUGAAAUCUUUGAUACUACUUUUCCAUCAAGACCCGUUGUUUCAUUUUCUUCAAGACUUAUAGAAGUCUCUGAGUCAAACUUGUUUUUUUCAAACAGUGUGGACGUUGGUCUUAACAUAAUGAGUACAACAAUAUUUCCUUCCUACAGACAGCCCUCUGAAGGAAUAUCAUUGGAUAUCACUUCUGUUCAAUUCCCCUUCCCUAUUACUGAAACUGUUACUUUAACAUCUGGUAUUAGAGCAAAACCUUCUGAUAUCACCAGCGUUCUCCUUGAAUCCGUGUUUACCACAAGUGAGAAUAUACCGUCAGUUACAAUCAAACAUACAGGCCUGCUGGAAUCACCUGAAUUUAUGCCCUCAGAAUCUGUACUUUGGCUUGACAAAACACCUGCAAGUGUUUCAAUGGACAAAUCAUCUGUAAAUAUUUCAGAUUUUUCAUCCAACCUUUUAUCAACACCGUUUCUCUCUGAACCUAGCAGCUGGUCAUCUUUAUCAUCUGCUGUAUCCACCUUUUAUUCAAGAAUGCCAAGUGAUUUAUCAACACUAUUACCUCAGGUCUUCCCUACACUGCUGGGGACAUCGGUAGUUUUUGAUGAUUCCUCUAGUUGGGAAUCAACUGAGUUUCCUCCCAUUGACAGCACAAGCAUAGAGGUUUCUCAUCUCUCUCCCUGGCAGACUUCAUACCUUUAUUCAAAUACAUUUUCUGUUCCAAACACACACAAUCCUGAAGUAAUAUCAUCAAGUUUUUACUCUUACUCUUCCAUGUUACUAGAAGGAACAUCAGUCUUGCUAAUGGAUUCUGAAGUUUCGUUUACCUCAAUUUUCACAGAAGCUACCUCUCAGUUAGAGUCUUCACUCUUCUCCCUUGAAUCAGCAGUUCCUACACUGGUGCUGUCCAUUUCUGACUCAGAAUCUUUUCUCACCAGCAAUAUCUUGGUUGAUGAAACACACUUGACCUCAUGGUUUACCAUCUUUCAGACAAUUCCUGUCUUAAGUGUAUCUUCGUCCCUUCUCUCAACUGUUACAGCUUCAGAUGAGGAUACUGGUGCUACUGCUAACCACACAUUGCUUUUAACAUCUCUUUCCAAGGCAACUGCUAGUACAGCACAUUUUACAACAAAUCCAUAUACACCGUUGUUGCAUACGGAUGUGAACAGCAUUACCGCUUCACCUACAGAGUCAAUUUCUGUGGUUACAUCAUUUGUACCUACACAGCUGCCUCCAUCCAUAAAUACUUCCACUGAAUUUGUCACACAAACAAAAACUAGUGUAACUGAAGUUACCAAUAGAACAAGUGCUACUACUGCCACUACUACCACCAUUAGUAGCAUAGUUGGCCAUCAUACAACUACUGAGAGCAACUCAAGGACUUCCUCAUCCCCUUCUACUGCUGUAGUGACCACGACACCAUCUGAAGCUAUAAUUAUCACCUCUGCCAUGACCACAACCCGACAACCAUAUGUUUGUGACAUCACUGUUCCCGAUACUUACUUAAUCAUGGCUGUGCUGGCCCGCAAAGCUGUGCUAGAAAAUGUCAGUGAUUCCAUCAAAGAAGUGCUGAGAGUUCAGUUCAGGCGAUCAGUAGAACUGGAGGUUUAUAAAAUUUCCCCAAAAUUCUCUUUCUUGGUGACAUCAGGUCCUUUUGUUUACACGGCAAUAGCUGUCAUAAAUGUGCUUAUGAACAGCAGCCUUCUCCGUGGUCAGGCCCCUGUCAUCCUGUCACUACAGCCUUCUUUCACCAUGCCAGAUUCCAGGUUCCAAGUUCACACAGUGCUUCAGUUUGUGCCUCGAAACGUUGAUACUGGCUUCUGUAACUUCAGCCAGCGCAUUGAAAAAGGGCUGACAAUGGCAUUCCUGGAGGUGAGAAAACAUCACCAGGAUAUCUACAACUUCACAGUGCAGAUACUGAAUAUAACUCUGAGCAAGCCUCGUGUGGCAUUUCGGCAAGGGCCUGUGAACAUUGUCUUUGCCAUUCAGGAUACAUAUGGAUUCUUGAAUGGAUCUGAAAUCAGUGAGCUGCUGAGGAACCUGUCUGUGGUGGAGUUCAGUUUCUACUUGGGCUUUCCUGUGCAGCAAAUUGCCGAACCCUUUCAUUACCCUCAACUCAAUGUGUCUCAAUUGAUGAAAUCUUCCUGGGUGAGAACAGUUCUCUUGGGUGUUGUCAAUCAGCGAAUUCAGGAGGAAGUGUUUCAGGCUGGGAUGGAGCGGAAACUGGCUCAGCUGUUAAAUGAGGCUUUGACUGGAGGGCGAAUAUGGAAACGAGCCACGUUUGCAGGCAACAACAUUGUGCAGAUUGUCAACAUGUCACGGCUAGUGGGUGCUGAUAACGCUGUAGAACUGAUCUAUUUUGUGGAGGAUCAAACUGGAGAGAGGCUCAGCGCUGUAAAAUCUUCAGAUCUGAUUAACAGAGUUGACAUCCAGAGAGCCGCCAUCAUUCUUGGAUACCGCAUUCAAGGCGCAGUUGCACAACCUGUGGAUAAAGUGAAAGAGUCAUCGUCUGAGUCUCAGAAUAACAAUCUGUGGAUUAUUGUUGGUGUGGCAGUCCCAGUGGCUGUGGUGCUGCUUAUCAUUAUUAUUUUAUACUGGAAGCUCUGCCGAACAGACAAGUUGGAGUUUCAGCCAGACACCAUGAGCAAUAUUCAGCAGCGACAGAAGCUACAAGCCCCCAGUGUGAAGGGGUUUGAUUUUGCUAAGCAGCACCUGGGCCAGCACAACAAAGAUGAUAUCCUGAUCAUUCAUGAGCCAGCUCCUCUUCCAGGACCUAUUAAGGACACUACCCCUUCUGAAAAUGGAGAUGUGCCAAGCCCCAAAUCAAAGAUCACUUCAAAGCCUUCAAAGAAUGUUCGACACAGAGGGAGAGUUUCCCCUUCAGAUGCUGACUCCACAGCGAGUGAACAGUCCAGUGGGAGAGAGACAGGGGAAGAAACCGCAAGACCACCAACCUCUGCCAAUGAGGGCAAACCACGCAGAGCUCCAAAGAGUGGACCUCCGCAUCCCGGUAAUGGAAACGAGCAGCACAACUCAGCCUCUAUCUUUGAGCAUGUGGACAGGAUGUCUCGUUCCUCAGAUGCAAGUCGACGGGUCCCCAGCAAGAUCCAGUUGAUUGCAAUGCAGCCAAUUGCAGCCCUUCCAGCUCAGAACCCAGCACUGUCUGACCGAGUAGCAGAGUCCAACAAAAUUAACAAAGAGAUACAAACAGCUUUGAGGCAUAAGUCUGAGAUUGAGCAUCACCGCAAUAAGAUCCGUCUUCGAGCCAAGCGCAAAGGCCACUAUGAAUUUCCAGUUGUGGAUGACGUGAUUGUUGUUGAUGCCAAAGAGCAGCAUAGAAUAUACCGCAAAGCACAGAUGCAGAUUGACAAGAUCUUGGACCCUGGGGGCAACGUGCCUACUGUUUUUAUAGAACCCAGGAAGAGUUCACGUGCAAAACGUUCUCCCAAGCAGCGUCGGAGACAUCAGAUAAAUGGCAGCCCCAUUGAUGCUGAGAAGGACAGGCUAAUCACCACUGACAGUGAUGGGACAUACAAAAGACCACCAGGAGUCAAUAAUUCUGCAUAUAUUUCCGAUCCUGACCUGCCUGCAGAAUCACAGACACCUUCUCUUGACCUCGGGAAGUACCCAGGCUUGCCUCCCCACCCAGCCUCUCAGUACAUCCCUCCACAGCCAUCCAUUGAAGAGGCCCGGCAGACCAUGCACUCUCUCUUGGAUGAUGCCUUUGCCCUGGUGGCUCCCAGUAGCCAAGCAGCCAGUUCCACUGCCAUCACGUCACCUGGGGUCUCUGCGGGACAGCCGGUAAACAACACUCCUGCUCGAGCAGGGAGGGGAACCACAUGCCCCCAGUGGGGAUCACCAUAUGGUCCAGCCCAGGCAGUAAACAACCCAUUUAGUAGAUACGUGGAAUUUGGAAUGACUCCUCCAACAGCACCGGGUCUGCUGCAGAGGCAAAGUUUUGGCCCGGGUUUCCUUCAGCCUGCAGAGUUAAUGCACCCAGACCAGCAACAAUCCGAUGUUCAGUAUUCCUCCAGAGGGCUAUACCCAGAAGAAAUGCCAUCGGUGGCACGGCCACGACCAGUUGGAAGCACUGCAGGUUCUCAGAUACAGCACCUCACUCAGGUGGGAAUUGCUAGCAGAACUGGAGCCCAACAAGUGGAGAUUGCCUCAGUCAGAGCAGGGCAUGGCCAGCCGGGGGGACCAGGGUGGCCCCAGUAUCGUGGAGAGGAUGAAUAUGCUAGGAGAGAUGCAACACAUAUGCAUGGACAUCAAGAAUAUUCCUCCUCACCAGUAUUCCAGAUGCAGAGGACUUCAGCCAGACAGCCCUCAGCACCACCUGCUCAUCUUCCACACAGCAGCCUUCAGGGACAGGGGCUCUGCUACACCACCAGUUCCAAUGAGGACCUCCAAACUGGUCAUUCCUCGGCAUCUCUCAUAAAAGCAAUUAGAGAGGAGCUUCUGCGACUCUCACAGAAACAGACAACAGUGCAGAACUUUCACAGCUGAUUUGUCAUGCUCUUGAAAAUCUGCCGGGUAUCUGCUUCCUAUGGAAGCAAGAAUCAAAGGAAAUCAGCUACGUUUUUCUUCUGUCAUCAGAGUGAACUUCCACAGCGCCAGAGAUUACACAUCAGAAAAGAGCAGCAACAAAAGGAGAGAGAGAGAUUUGUGUGGAGGCAGGGACAGGGAGGCCAAAGUGGUAAUGUCAGAGCUGGCUAUUCGGCUUAAUCUGUUAGCAUUUACUGUGCCCCUCCUUGGUUUGAUCUAAUGAACAAAAUAAAACUUUAGGUCAAAAGCUAACCCUAAAAAAGCACAUACGCGCGCACACAAACCCCCCCACCAAGCAUAGUAGACGGUGAGAUGCCUGGCUUAAAGAAAAAGGCAAAGCUUUCCUGUUACCAGCAAGAUGGACUGAAUUAACAUUUGAUGAGAGAUUACAAGAAUUCUAACCUCUCCAGUCUUUUUAGUGAAGUGGCUCGUGUUACUGCUUUGCAGGAUUACAAACGAUACAAGAUCGGAGACAUUGAAGGUGUGAUCCAGCAUAGGAAAUCACCUUAAUGACAAUAACAGUAAGACUGCGUAGAAAAAAAAAAAGGAUUUCUGAGCUACUUGUCUCAAACCAGAACAAUAAUUGUUAUAGCUCUGUGUUUUCAAAUGGAGCUACUCUCUGCACUCCUCCCCGUUUUUCUUCUGGUGCUGAAGCUUCAAGUGUCCCUUCAUCUUCAUGUUUGCAAAGUAAAACCAUGGCCUUUUUAAACCCAAGAAUAUAUCCAGAAAUUAAUUCAGAGUGGGAAAGCAAAAUGUCCAAAAAGAAAAGGCUGGAUAUUUAUUUUGUUAAAAAUACAUUGAAAUCUAGAUGAGAAUACUUAGUCAUAGUUGAAUUUUUGAGCAUAAGUAUGUAUGUUUGUCUUCUAAACAUAAAUACUCUCAUACUAUAUGCUUUCACAAGACCAGGGAUAAAAUUUACUAACCUGUAGUUUGUGGUGUGGCCAGAAAGCAAGCCAGCCUGGGUGAUGCAGGAUCACCAGCGCUAGUUAUAAAUUUACCAUAAACCACAGUGUACUUUGGGAUCUCAGUCAUAUAUAGUGAAACUGAAUCUUACAAAAGAUAAAACUUGGGGCAAAGACAUUUGGAAUAUUAACAUAAGCUUAGAUUUGUUGUUUGAGACAGUUAUUUUAUUUCUAUCUGUUCCUACUGUCCCCAUGGAUGAAGGGGCACGGUAAUGGUGGUACAUGUCUUGGAGUAUCUGUCAUUAUUUUUCCAGAGUUUAAUUUACAAUUAGCUAUGAGUUUACUAAUAUUUGGCCAUUGCACAAUUGUAACCUGCAUAAUACACGUGAAAAUUCUAACUGAGUUUUGGUCUGUUGGAGUAUUUUUAUUUUUAACUUACAUCGAAUUAAAACUACAAUGGUGGCAUAGAGAAAGUGUAAGUUAAUAUUGGUCAGGACGCUUAGGAAUCUCACACUGAGACAGUGAUGUUCUUGACUACUUGAUACUAGGAGUUGGGAUUUUCAAACACAGAACCCAAGGGUAGUAAUGAAUUGUCUGAACUAUGGACCACGAAAGGGGUCAUCAAGCAGGUGGCUUUGGGGUAUGUCUGAGUCUGCCUCAUAUAGAUACCUUACUUGGCUGAUACUUGAAUCAGCAUUGGUAUAGUAUGCAUAGGUAGCAUUGUUAUGGUAGGGUAACUAUGAGGCUACACACUCGUAUUACAAGACAGAGUUCAACUACUGUAGUGGGAAUUGAGUCACAAUAUGGUGGAAGUGGAAGUGAAAGCAAAAGAAGAGAAACUCUGCACCUACUUCCUGACACAUGUAUGUUAAUUUCGCUCAUUGUCACAAUCACCAAAAUUUGGCAGCUGCGGACUGAGCAACUGGUUGCUCGUUAGCAUUGAAAAAGAAUUCAUAUCGCCCCAGAUAUCAGGAAGAAGGUUACACCUUUAUUGACCCAAGUUCAUCAAUAGGGCAUAUGAGACGCAGUGAGACACUUAACAUACCAGGGAAGUCUAAGUGAAAUUCUGAGGUUUAUAAUCAAUCCCCCAGCCAGUGCUCCAAGCCUUCAUGAGCCCAAAUUGAGAUACUGAAUUUAAUCCUGAUGCCUAUAUGGUCGUGACCAGCAGAGCCAUCAGGUCACUGAUUUUUUAUAUUUUUUUAAAUAUUUUAAUAUGACAUUCUUCAAGUUUUACCUUUUGACGUAGCGUGUAACAUGUCAGCCUUGGUACAAACAUAAUGGAUAAAACAUUGGUUUUAUACAAAGGUUUGUAAAAGCAAACCCUGUGGAUGCUUUAAAGAGAGACUUUCACACUGAAGCAAAUUUGAAAAACAAGAGCAUUAGCAAGGUGAGAAAUGUAAUUGGGUCAGUAUUUGUAUGUUUUGAUAUUACUGAAGAUGGUUUAUUGGGUGUUUCAUUAAAAAUUUCCUCCCUCACAGCCCAGAUUCUCCUUCUAGAAAUGAAGUGAAGUCUGAUUACUGUGCUUCUGAUAUCACUCCGUUUAUGGUAUCAUUAAUACAUUGUGCUAUUAAUACAUUAUCAUUGAUAUAUUGUGUGAUCAUGAAUAUAGUGUUAUGAGUUCACUCCAGGAGAACAUGGGCUGUUGAGUAUAAAAUCUUUAUUAAAUGCAAAUACUGUAACCAGCAAACAUAGGUAAGAAUUAUGGAAGAAUAGCUCUGAAAUGGAUGGGAGGGUAGGUGAUUUAUGCCAUACCCUCACUGCAGCAUGUGGAGAGAACGUUGGAGUAUAUCAUCACUUUUAGGGGUGGGGAGGCAAGCACUUUUUCUUCCCAGUUUAAACACUGUGAAAAACUUGAGAAAGGUGAAGGAUUUAAGUUAGUCUGAUAAGUUUUCUCUGGUAUGAAAGUCCCUCUUUAAGACCUGAAGCAUUCAUAGAGAAGUACAAUUGAUGUGAACACAUUUAACAGUUUUUUGCCCAAGUACCGCUCUCAGACCUGCUUGAGACCUUAUUUGCUAUUCACCAUCUAUAUAUGGUCCUCUGUCUCCCAAUGCCAUUGAAAACCCUCCAUGUAAGAUGCCCAAUGCUUCACUCAAAAGAAUGGCCGUAACACAAAAGGGUUGUGUGCAGACUUUCUGCAAUUGCUGAAUUGUUGAAGAUUUAGGUGGUUCAUGUGCUGCAAGAAAAGAGCACUGUCUGAAACAUAUGGGCCAAGAUGUGUAUUGCCUCUUUAGAAUCCAGGCAAAUGAUCCAGUACUAAUCACGUAUAUGUUUACCAGCCAAUUUUAAUGUUUUUAGUCACCUAUAAAAAGGAAACCAGACCAUGUUAAUUUUUUUCUGAAAAGGAAAACAGAGUGAGUUUCAAGAUGAGAGAGAUUGGUUACCUAGGCCAGCUAGGUGUCUGGUUUGGUCAGUUGUCCUUUUUAUUGUACUGUUGUGUUACAGCUUUGUGGAAGAACAAAGAGUUCAUUAUAAAGUAUAUGUUAAUGAAUCUCAUCAAUCCCAUUGAUCACUUAGCUAGUAUGUACAUGCACAAGAAGCAGUGUUGCCAAUGCUUAUAUUUUAAUUCUAUGGUUAUACCAUUCCACUUUGUAGAAACCUGCAAGCUCUCAUGACCCUUCACAAUUUUCUUUGAAUUAUUAUUUGUAUAGUCAGUGGUCAAUUUGGAAUAUACAGGUGAAAGAAAGAAGCUGGCAGAAUGAAAGCUAGGUGUUUUUUAUCAUAGUCAAAGUGCUGACCUCUAGCCUAUUUGAUACUUAGUUGUUGGAACUAAUCAAAAUAUUUUAGACCUACGCUUUAUGUAAUUAAUCACAUGGAGGAUGUCAUGUGAUUCCCAUGCUUCCCUAUGAUAAAACAUAAUUCACAAGGAGAUUAUACUAAUAGUCCAGUGAUAGUUCAAAGAUAGUUUCGCUUAGGAAACACUGCAUAGCUUCUGUGACCAUGUGAUUCAGAAAAGGGAACGUUGGUGGUCAGAUAGGCUUAAUAGCGGGAAGUGUUUAAAAUCUGAACUUCAGGUGAAAGGAGAUAUUUUGAAGACCAAUCCUAUUGCUUCAGAGUCAGGGCAGUUCGCAGCAAGGCUUCAUAUCCAGCGUUUGGAGGGUGGCAGCUUCACCCAGGGUGCUCAUUCUUUACUUCUACAGUCAGACUUUUGAAAAUAAGCCCCAGAAGUUGUGCUCCUAUGUCCACAUUUAUUUAGGUGUCUCAGCAUGGACAGAGGAGCAUAACUUUAGGCUCCCAUUUUUGAAAGUCUUGUCAUCCCUGUGUCUUGGGCAUCGUUUGCCUAUUUCUAGUACUUUUUAUACUAAAAGUAAAGCGAAAAAGGAGAUUCUGUACGUCACUAUCACCAGCCUCUUGAUAUUCACAUGUUCCAAUGUGGCUAGAGAUUAAAGCUUGAGGGAGGAAGGAGAAACCUAAAUUAAAAAAGGAGAAUUUUCAAAGCAGUUCUAUGGUUCGGAAGCACGGAGAGGAUUUGGCUGCUCGGUGCCUGGUCUCCCCUGUGCAUGCAGAACGUUCUUUGAAGUGCAGUUUAUGAUAGAAAAAUGACUAAAAAUUCAUGCUCAGCAAAUCUGCUCCUCAUGUACAUUCAGUCAGAUCUUGCUCCAGUGUCAGAAGAGUGUGUUUUAUUUUUGAGUUACUUUUUUCUCCUUGUAACACUGUAGAACCAAUACAGUUCUGGUAGAGUGAAGUGGAUUCUGCUGCUACUCACAUGUCAAUAGAAUAAUUGAGUAUAGCUAUGCUACAAACAGAAAAGGUUUUUCAAUCGAUGUAUUUAAUCCGCUUCUCCGAGAGGCAGUAUCUAGGUCAAUGGAAGAACUCCAUUUACACCGGGAGUUAGGGUGACCUAAUUACAUUGUAUAGGGCACAAAAUUUUCCACAGCCUGGAGUGACAUAGCUAGGUUGAUCUAAUUUUUGAGUGUAGAUCAGGCUUGAGUUCCAGUAGUAGAUCCAUUUUCUACCCCCCUUACACCGGUGCAACUCCUCUGAAAACCGUCGGGUUGCAGAGAUGUGAAUGAGGGUUGAAUUUGGCCCACAGAUCCUUUGUUGUUGCUGUUGAUGAUGCACUAGCCAGAGAACAUCCAAUCUGACUUUCAGAUCCCAGGGUGAGUUUAUAGGUAUAUGGAAUUGACUGAGGAACAGAAAACAAGGAACCCGACAAUGCUUCUUUAAAGCUUCACUCCCCAGAACAGAAGCUCAAUUCAGAGUUCUGUUGAAGGCCAACGGACAGAAAAGUGACUUUAGGGCACUUACUCUAGAACAAUAUGCUAAAGGUCUCUGCCUAUGUAGCGUGCAAGGCUGCAGUAUUUAGUUUUGGUUUUGUGUGUUGGUUACUGAUGCCUUAUUUCACAUUUAAAGCAAAUAUUUCUCUUGGAAUGGCUAAGCCUAUUUAGUUUUCAGUAGUUCUUGCUCCAUAACUGGAGGUUAAUGUUCAGACUACUCCGCCCUUUUGCCUUGAUCAUUAUGUUUGAAUGGAUGAAGUGAAGGUUUUCUUCAGCUUAUGUAUGCUAAACCUCUAUGAAAAUUUAAUGUGGGUUUUUUGGUUUCGUGUUAUUUUAGUCUUGUGACAGCUGUUGGUAGUUACAUAGCAAAGUUUAGUAAAAUGAGAAUCAAGAGAGGAUGGAAAAGAGACUAAGGACUGAGAGUUGUCAGGUUUCCUGUGGAGCUAUAUUUGUGGCACUCCUGUGUCAUGUUCCACUGGCCAUUUCCUUAAGGUUUUUCUCUGUCAGGCUGUUUAUUUUUGAGUGUCCUGUGAUGUGUAUAAUUUGAGAGCAAAAGCUAGUUUUACCGUAGAAUGCGACCUUGCUUUUCCUUCUACUGGAAUACAAAACAAAGUAUCAUUAUAUACAGCAAUACAUUAACCUUGUUCUGGAUUUAAAAGACAGACCUGGAAGAAGAGUGGUUCUGUAGUUAAAAGAAAACAUUGAAAUAGUAAUAAAGCGGGAAAUUAUUGAGCAUUGGAAACAGGAAAACAGCAGAUGGAGUUGUGAAUUAAGCCACCAUCUGUGGCAGUUUAAAAGAUGUAGCUUUGUUGUCAAACAUUAAACCAAUUAAAGGGUUAUCAGCUGUGGAUGAUUCCGGCACUUACAAUAGUUGAAUAGCAAACAAACUUAUGGAUUGAUUGGUACAGGAGGUAUUAAACUGUGUGACCCUGAUUAAAGUGAUACCAGAUAAGUUGGUAACGGAUAUUUAUAGAGGCCAUUUUAUCAAAAGUUCCCAAAGUGUGUGAUCUUCAUAAAACCAUUUACAAACAGGGAUAAGUUCUGUACUCGUUGCAACGUUUCCACUUCUGCAGUCGAAGCAACACAUUGCAACCAUUCAGGAUACAAAGUGAAAAAUCCUCUAUUCAGUGUAAACUACAGGGGAGUUUCACCUAAUUUGAAUUUAGCCAGGAUGCUGAUGCCAACCAUCUUGCUCUGGUGAAAAGUGUAGUAGGAUUUUUAGUGACCAUAAAUGUUGAAGGAUAUUUGUCCCUUCAGAAAGAGAGCAUCUCCAGCAACACAGUGCCCACUAAUGCUACUCAAAGGUGUUGGUUCAGAAUAGAUGGGGAGAGGAGAACAUCACUUCCUGAAAUCACCAUUACCACUUCCUGCUGCAUUCUGAGGUGGGAUUUCAGAAGCAUUCAGCACUGAAGCCAGUGAGAGUUUUAAUAUUGACUUCAAUGGGAACAGAGUUUAGGCUAGUGUGCAGAGGACAUUAGAAAAUCCCACUUUUAUUUGCCCAUGAACAUCUCUCAUCCUUAGCAUUGCCCAGGCUCAGGCCUGCUUAGCUUUUGAGAUAUGACAGAAUGGCAGCCUGAGUGGUAAGGCUAAUUUGAAAUAUUGCAGUUACUAGAGCAUUGGAGAAUCAACUGAAUAUUAAAACUUACCCUUAAGUCUUUAUUCCUAUACACUUAAUAUAAUGGGUGUUUUAAUUACGCUACCCUGUCGAAGAUGAAUCUCUGCUGAUUGGCUCUGUUAGUUGAUACCAUAUGCAUGAACUUCGGUAAGGAGUUAAGUGAGAAAUGGGGGAAAGUGAGGUGAUACAGUGAUGAAUGUAGUAGGUGUAUUAGGGCUGAUGUGUAGUAACUGCCACUAAUCAGCAUGGGAUUUGUAGUUUAACUCCUUUGGCUCAAACUGGGGGCCAUCCCAGUGCUAUAAGUACUCUUGUACCUUCGCUAUGGCCCUCAUCCAACAGAAGACUUCAGUGGGCUUUGGGUCAGGCCUUAUGGGUGCCGAAGUUUCUCAUAGCAGCAAAUGAAAGUUAUGUAGUGAACAGCAUUUGAGUCUCUGCCAUUGAGUUCUUGAUUUUGAAUUUGAGCCUUGGUAAUGGUGGGAAUAGGGCACCACUGCAGAACAAUGAAACUGCAGCCCUCUGCAACAAAAUUGUCAAAUGCAAGUCUCUUCAGUCAGGCACCUAAAUAAGUGGUCUGGUUUUCAGAGUUGAAGAUCCCUGAAAAGUCACUUCUGUUUAGCUGUCUAAAUGUGGAUUUAGGUGUAAAUUUUAUAAACCGCUGUAGGAAAAUUUUUCCCUAUUGCUUAGAACGAAGGCAUGGGAGUAGGAGGACCCUGUCUCUGCUGGUGAUUCUUCACUACAUGACCUAGUGAUGCCUCAGUCAGCUUACUGUGAACACUGACUAAUAACUAAGUGCCUGAUUUGCCAUUGCUCUGUGCCUUGUGUAGUCAUUUGUACCAGUGCAAGUGGGUUUAAGAUGCUACCAGAUCAGAGUGGUUGAGUUUUACACCUGCUUUUCACUGGUGUAAAUAACUACACAAGGCAUAGAGCAAUAGAGAAUCAGGCCCUAAACUCUGAGUGAUGGCUCACUUUUGCAGGGCAAAUAAGUACAUUAUAAUCCCUGAUUAUCAGGAAGAUACUGGGGCAAAAAUGUAGCAAGGUGCCUAUUCUGUCAGUUCUAGAAAGGAUUCAGAAGAGGGAGGGGCUACUGAUGUGAGAGACACAUACGUCUUAUUUCAUACUAAAAGCUUAGUUCUUACCAUUCAAUCUACUACGAAUUCCCAGCUGUAGAGAAAAGCCCCGGAAGGCUCAAAUGCCAGUGUUUUGUGUGUCUGCCAGCAAUAAAAUAACAACACUUAGAAAUUAUAAAGUGCUUUAUAUCUUCAGAGAGUUUACAAACAUUAACAAAGGAAAAUGAAAUUUACUAGCUUUGGUAUUGAUUUGAGCUAAGGCACUCUGUGCAUGCUCAUGAAGAGAAUAUUUUCCUAACAGAUCCUGGGAACUCUUAGGUACAAUAUAUUACGUUAGUGACACCCCAUGAGUCAGGGAUCCUCAAUCGAUGUCUUUGUGUGGACAACAACUUGACAGAGAGAGUGUCUCAUGCACACCUCCUUUCCCAUUCACCGGCAUGUGGACCCUUCCUCUUCCCAUUCAUAACUGCCUGACAUCCCUGUGUAACGUGGAAGUGUAAUAUUAAGGAAGUAUUUGGCUGAAUGUUUAGCUGUUACUAAUUUGAUCUAAUAGCUAGAGACUAGGAAAGGCCAGCACCAUGUGACCAACCAACUCUCCAUACAAUACCAAUGGUCCAUGGACCAAAGGUUGAGAAUCAAAUAAUGUGGUGUGCAACAUGGUUUAUUUUAGACAAGGACAUUGGAAGUGCCGCUGACACAGAAGUAUUUUAUAGUAAAAAGCCAGUGGAGGAAAAGAACUGUCAUGUAAAGUGCUCUCAUCAGAGAAGAAAGAUUAGUUUAUGGCAAGAUGAACUAGGGAGUCAUUAAAAUGGCAUGUUUUCCUCUAGGAAGCCAGGAGGGGAGGUUCACAGGACUUUUGGAUUGUCACAACACAUACUGAAUGCACCUAUGGGGUGGAGAACUGGAUAAAAGAGUAUAGAGCCUUGAAGUUUCAAAAAAACACUACAGGGUGUGGAGACGACUAAAGGGUUUGGAGGGUGAGGUCAUGGAGCAUAGAAGCAGAAGGAAAGAGUUAUGAUGGGGACACAAGGCAGACGUUGAAUUCUUUUUUUUUUCAUACCAGCAACAUUUUGCAGCCCCUGCCCCAAUAUUUGCCAUUGUGUCCAACACAAAUGAGUUAGCUGGAUGUUUCUUUUUCAAUGAUCAGCAGUGAAAUGCUGAUACUUAAUUGCGAAGAAUUAAACCGACCUCCUUAGGGUUCAGAGUUGACAUCCCACUUAGAUGAAGGGGCAGUUCUACGGCUAUUGUUUCAGGAAGACAGUACUGCAUUGUUUACACUCAGUCACAUUUGGAAGGUUAUCGUCGUGACAUAAGGGCUGGAAACUUAUUCUUUGUAAAGUGAACAUUUAGAUACCAGUUCACAUCUGCAGUAAGGGAUGAAUUCUAUGGCAGGGGCUGAAACCUCUGAAUCACGGAAUACAUGCGGUCUUGAGCAUAUAGUUCUGAGCAUAAUUGUUGUGGCUUCCCAUGAAUGCCUGUUACUGUCCUUGGUUAUAAUGGGAGUAAUUAAGUAUACUUCUUUAAUUAAAUCUAUUAACUUCUAUGGCUUAAAAAAGGCUCUUGAAGUCCCAGUAAAGACCAUCUUUUCUUAUGAAGUUAACCUCUGUCUUCACUCAACGUUAGGUGCAUGUAAGAAGCUCUGGUGUUUUGCCAGCUUUCAUCCCUCUGGUGAUCUUGUAAAGUGCAAUUGAUUAAUGUGUAGCCUAUUCAGUAAAACCCCAAAAAACAGCCCCUUGAUAGAAACAGUGAGUAGUGUGAGUAAUUACCAGAACAGUGGUAUCGAGAAAGAUGAAGAGUCACGCAUGAAAUGCGAAUCAGGUUAGCCUUGAGUUAAGGAAUAAGGAAAAACCCUAGUCAGAUAUAAUUGGAUUUAUUGUAUUUCAGAGCAAGUUAAUGUAUUUACCCCAGAAUCAUGUGUUGCAACUAAUGCUCAUUUAUUUCAAUGGCACUUGUUGGUAUUAGAAAAGCUGAUCAGCUGCAAGCCUCCUGCUGCUCUAUUCAUCUUACUAGGCUGUAUAGAACUUUUGUUCUGUUUAAGCUAAUGGCAACUUUACUGGAUAUCCCCUGCUACAUCUCAUGCCUGGAAUUGGGAAUCUUUGUUACUCUCAUCAAAAGCAAAUACAAGUCUGAUGCGUUGACCAACAACGAUAAGAUUCACACUGGGGUUAUUCAAUGAUACUUAUUUGUCUUACCAUCCAAAUUCAACCCUUUUUGCCUUUUCUCUGUUCUGAUGGCCAGGACUGAAUUACAUGGGUUAGUCAUCUUUCUCGAUACCACUGUUCUGGUUAGUCCAUCUUCCUGCCUGUGCAAGGUGGUUCUGUGCAGUGCACACUCCCGUGCUUUGACUAGUCAAGUUCUAAAUGAUUUGAGCAUUGAGGCUUCCAUCGGCACCUAUGGGAGGUUAUUUCACAGAUUAAUAGAUCACAUGGUCAGUCCAUCUUCAUUUCAGCAUGCUUUGUCUUAGACGUGUGGGUACCUAAGACAUCUUGAACAAUCAGUAUGUACUAGCUUAAGAGUUGUGAGGUUUAGCGCAGAUGAAAAUGAAGCUUGCACAAAAGUUAGUCGGGCUUGACGUGCUGGACUGUGAAAGACAGAUUGGUUGGCUUUGCUAAUUUGUAAUGCCAAAACUAAAAGUUGGGACAAGUGGGGUAUAUUGGUAUAGCUCCAUUGAGGUCAAUAAAACUAUGCAGAUUUACAACAGCUGAGGUUCUGGUCGGAUGUAUUUAUUAUUAGCAGUAUGACUGUAGCAGACUAAAUGCUUCAUGGUUUUGCAUAAAGAACACAGUUGUAAAAGGUGCUGCACUACUGAAUCAUCUUUGGCUUACAAAUGAAAACCGGACAUCUUAUUUGUUGUGUAUCUUCACAUUGAAAAACCUUCUGUUGUGAUUUCAUCAGUCAGAAAGAAGCUAUUUAGCAGCUCCACAACAUAAAUCCUACAGUGACGUGUUUUUCACCUCCCAAAUACGCUAACAAAUGUAGCUGCAUAUCACAAAUAAACUUUUGGUUGUACUUGGGUACU